GCCUUUAAGAUCCGCAACUUAAAUUUAGAGGGCUAGCCGGCGGCAUGUUUCAAGCUAAUACAAUGGUUAUUCAUAGACUGCUUUCCCACCUCAAGAAGCAGUUAUGCAUGUCAACAGGUACUAAACCUUGCGCUUUACACUAGCACUUAAGCUACUGUUUCAUUUUCUGCGGGCAGCGGUUUGAAAGGAUGAAUGUUAUGAGCAUCCCCUUUGAAACAGGGCGGUGGGUUGCGCUAUCAAGCUCUUGCUAUUAUACUGUCUAAUGUCCUACCUAGGUUAAACAACAAAAAAGAAAAAUACACUAUGAACUACCUCAUCCAAAUUUUCUAAUCCCCCAUUUCGAACUGCGCUUUUGUACGUCUCUGUCUCCGUUUGAGACACUAGUAAUGCGACCUCUUACGUUCGUUUCUGAAACCUGCUAAAACAUGUCGGCGUACACAAGCGUCCCACGUGUGUAGUUCGGUCCACGGGUAAGUCGGUCUUAUAUGUUCUCUGUUUCGUUUACAGCAACCCACGAGUAAGGACCCGUCAUGGCGCAGACGUCGCUUAUACGGCAGCUGCAGAAGCUAGCGGCACCACAAACGUCGCUGCUCAAGGAGACGAAAACUCGCGUCUCCUUCCUCUUCGACCCGCGAGAGGCGGCUGCCCUUGACGUCGACACUGCGUAUGCCAUAGGCACGACAGGGUUAGAGGAGUUGUCAACGCUCAAUGAGGCCUUCUCGAGCUUCGAGGAGAACCUUUUCUCGGAGAACGCCAAGUUCUUCGAGCGGGCUGUCAAGAGCCGCGAGGAGAACGCCAUCCUCGAUGGCCAGAUUGAGGACUUCCUGCUCCAUCUGUCACCUCACUUCCUGCUGCGGCCAGCUCACAAAGCCCUUGAGUGGCUGGUGUACAGGUUCCACGUGCACGAAUACAACGUGGACGCACUGCUGCGUUGCAUUCUGCCGUUCCACGAAACGCGCGUCUUUGCCCGUGCCCUGCAGCUGCUUGACCUGUCAAGCAAUACCUCCAAGUGGCACUGGCUCCACUUCCUUCAGAAACCCGGCCUGUCCUUAACGAAGACGGCCCUGGUGACACAGUGCACUCGAGACCCAGGCACACUCAAGUUUGUGUGCGAAGUUCUUGUUGCCAUGGGAAAGGUGCACUCGGAGAACGCCGUGGCACUACGUCCUGCCAUUGGCCUGUACGCAUCCACAGUUCUGGGCACGCUGGAGGCGAUGAAGAAAAUCACGGACCAGACCGUGGCAAUGAUGCUUCCCUACAUUCUCAAGGGCCUGGCAUCAUCAGUCACUCCCGACCACCGCGCCGCCACCUACCUCGUGGUCGGCCAGCUGGCCCGGCGCUCGGUUCUGAACCGAGAAUUUGCACAGGAGCUGCUCGUCCGCGUUGCCAAGAGUCUGAAACCUCUGAGCAACUCAGGCGCAAGCCUCUCAGGCGGCCUUCUGUGCCUGCUGGUGCUGAUGACCCUGCAAGGCAUCGAGGAGUUGCCCAAAGCUUCAUUUCAAGCGCUGGUCAAGCACAAGAAGUCGCUCGUAGCCGCACUGGAGGAGCUGUCAUCCAAGCAUUCAGUGUCGCCCAUCCUGAAGCCACUCCUAGCGCAGCUGACCAAGUCCGUGCUGGGGUCACCCUGCAGUGAAGACGAGGAUGCCGGCAAGAAGGCUGCCGUCCUCAAGGCUCUAAUCCAACUUGCCUUGUCACUGGACAAGUACUCCGACUUUGUCGUAUGCUUGUUCUUCGACACUUAUAUCGAGCUCCAUGCAAGCACAAAAACAAGCGAUAGCGGCGAAGCGACGGAUCCUGCGAGUGAUGAAGCAGUUCUUGACAUAAUGAAAAUGCUGCGUCAAAGGUGUCCUGACGAGGUGGACGCCUGUCUGGAGCGCCACCUGUGCGGCGACAACGAGCAAGCACGUCUGGCAGCGGAGCAGCUUACCCGCACCAACGCCUUUGGUCGGGAGCACGCCCUGGUGGAGGCUACGGGAAGCGCUCUCUUUCUAGCACUGAACAGUGCUAGCAAGCACCACCGGGUGGCAGCCGUACGUGAACUGGUCACCGCUCUCCAGAAAAAGCAGGACGUCGACGAAAAGUUUGCUAGAGAAUCGCUACGGAGCCGUUUGGCAGACACAGAGCCGGAAGUGGUACAAGCGGUGCUUGCACUUGGCAAGGACCUCUGCAACUUUGUGGAGCAAAGCUUUGUCCUUGGCAUCUUGAGACGAAUCCUGUUUGAGCCUAUGGAGGACAGCAAGAACUGGUUUGACCUUCGUACCCGAGCAUUGGCAUUUGUGUGUGAUGACUUCUGCUCUGUUGUGGACGAGGGUCAGCUGCUGGCAACACUGCUUCCCUUUCUAAUGCCAACGAAGAGGUCAGAGGUGUCGCUUGCCCGAGUGGCAUAUGCGAGUCGAGCCCUCCAGCGGUUUCCGAUGUUCAAGAAUGUCACCACCGACAAGAGAAUGACAUCUGCAUUGGAAGCUGAGGACCUAGACACCAUCACGGAAUUGCUGCUGGCCGACAUUGCUGAGGCUGUUGGGAAGAUAGACCAGCCUCUUGUUGUGGUGAAGACACUGGAACAAGUGUGCUUCCCGAGCACAGGGUAUGCAGCAGCGCAGCUUAGGUGCAUCUGCGGCUCCCUCCUGAAUGCUCUGGCGUCCUCAGCGAAGGACACAGAAGUGUUUCGUGAAGCACUGCACUUUUACCAGCGACUACUGGCUGAAAAGGCAGCUUGCGGCGAGUAUGACUUUGCUGUGGCUGCAGUUCGGGACGGGUGCAUUCCCUCUGCCAUGAUCAUCAGUGGCCUGUCGGCAGUCAUCAGUGGAGUGGAACCUGUGGCGGCUCUACAAGGAAAUCCGAUGUGGGUCCUCAAACAGCAAGACGAAGGCACCCGUACUACGUUGGACCUCCUCACCAGCAUUUUUGAGAUGGUCGCAGAGAAUUCGAUCGUCAAGAGCACCUGCCGGUUACAUUUUCGCCAGCUGCUGCAGAAAUUCUUCAAGGUCCACUGCCCUAGCCUCAAGCACCAGGUGCACUUUUUAAGUGGCCUGUGGUUGCUGCACCUGGAUGCCGACUGCAGUGCUUCCAGCAUCGAUUCCCAGGGGGUGCCAGUUAUCCACCACAAAGAGAGGCUUCAGUCACUGGCCCUUGCAGUUUCGAUUCAGUUGUUGCGAGAAGCGGAGGACAUCAAGUGGAUUCUGGCUGAAAAGAACCUGGUGUUCCUGUCCAUCAUCCUGUCGCUGCUGUCACCAAUACAAGGAAUUCGAGAUCUGGCUGUCAGCUUGGUGGAGGCAUCAGUGGCCUGUUCCCACAAGGGACGCAGUGGACUCCAUUCUCUCUUUCAGCUGAUUACCAAACAUGCUGCUGACGUAUCUGUGGGCACAAAGAAGCUGCUGAAACUCAUCGCUUCCUGGGACACCACCUUGAAGAAGCCAAACACGUUGCUGGCGCUGCUGAACCACGAACAGGUUCCCGUUGCGAUGAGGUGCGGCGUACUGAAACUGGUGUCGCGCAUCGACUCCAAGGCCAUGCUGGAGGCAGCUGUGAAAGUGAUCACAGCGACGCUUGGUCCUGAAGCUCGCGACAUCGCACCCACGUCGUCACUACCUGCUGCUGAGGCACAUCUGCUCGAGGCUUGCUUUGCAAAGUACAACUUGGGGGCAGUUCAUCGACUGGCUGACAUCGAAGGCGCUGUAGAGACAUUGGAAAAUGCACUGCGCAGCACAAAGACGUGCCAGGGCUGUGAUUCCGUGGCUACCAUGGCACUUCAAGUGGUGAACAAGGACUUGGUGAAGAAACUUCCCCAAGAGAAUCAGGUGGCGCUGCUUGACACUCUCGUUGACCUGGCCCUUGACACGCCACCUGCCGUUCAGCAUUCGGCAGUGCUCAGAGCAUUGCGCAAGGUGUGUUCCUUCGGCAGCCUUCUCGUGGAACCUCUGCAGAGGACUAGCACGUCGCGGCAGAGCCCAGCCAAGACGGUUCGGGAAGCUAAGAAGAUGAGGCUGAUGGAUGCGUCGGAAGAGCAGGACCCGGCUGAGUCACCCCAGUGGAAGCGCAUCCUCAUCCUGCUGGAGAUGAUCCAGAGCCGAAAGUCGAUUGAAGACGUCUCGUGCCUCGUGGCGCCCUUGUACGCCCUGCUCAAGAGGAGCCUUGAGCUGGACCAGUCACCACACGCCGAAUACUUGCGCCAAUGCGUGCUGACAUGCCUGCAGGCGCACGGCCUGUCUGCGCCACGGCACGAGCUGGCCACCCUUGUUAAGUGCCUGCGUCAUUCGCAGAGUGCUCAGGCCCAGCAACUCUCCUUGGUCCUGCUAAACCUCGCCGCCCAAAAGUACCCCGAGGAAGUUCUCCACAAUGUAACCUCGGUGUUCACCUUCAUGGGGGCCAGCCUUCUGCGACUGGACGACAACUACAGCUUCCAGACAGUCAUGCAGACGGUUGAAACGGUCGUGCCUGCCCUGCUUCAGGCUUGCGCUGGCGAGAGCAAGUCGGCCGAGGCCUCGGAAAGUGCAGUGGCAUCGGUGACCCGGGUGUUUGUCGGGGCCUUCCUGGACAUUCCCGAGCAUAGACGAUUACCACUUUUCACAAAGCUGGCCACAACCCUGGGCGCUAGUGACCAUCUUUGGGUCCUGGCGGCACAGAUGGGCGAGCACCACGUCACAAAGAUGGUGGCCGCCAUGGAGACGGAUGAGUCUACAUCAAACAUCCUUGAAUUUGGCCUGUCCCUGUGUGGCCAGUUCGAGGUGCCCGUCCAGAUGCAGACGAUGACGCACCUGCUCAGUUUUGCUGCCACUUUGCCUGCCAUCAAAGAUAACAGCAAUGAGCCCCCAAGCCACCCCGAAGUGUUUGACCUGCGACUCUACUCGGACAAGCAGCUGCAGCGGUUCCGACUGAGUGUUGCCAACUUUGUGGCCAAUCUUCUGGGCUCGUCAACCUUCCUGGGCCAGAUGGCAGCACUGCAGGGUGGUAAGGGAGAUCAGGGCACAACAGAGGCCCUCUGCGGGCCUUGCCUGUCGGCCUGCUUGCAGUUCGUGCAGCACGUAAGCCGCUGGAGUCACAGCCCUACCAAGACCCCUUACCAGGAGCGUGUCUGGAAGGCCUUGUUGUCAAAGCUUCACGACGUCGUUCACAAGGUGAAUGGGCUGCUCCCGAGUGGGCAGUUUGUAUCCGUGGUUCGGUCGCUGAUGUGCCACGAACUUUCAUCCAUCCGGCGCAGCGCCAUGGACAUGCUGAAUGAGAAGCUGGCUGCCAAGGAUUACUUUGCAGUGGAGGAUACGCAGUCCCUGUUGGAGCUGGUUCCCAUGCUGCUGCAAAUGGCUCGUGGCAAAUCUUCGUCCACUGUGCCAGUGAAGCCAGCUGACGGUGACAAAACCUCUCGAGCCACUUCCAGCGAGGAAGCAGCACUCAACCGUCAGACGGCGUUGUUGUCACUCAAGCUUCUGAUCCGGACGCUGGGCGCCGAGCAUCGCGACGCUUUCGCCGAGGUGUACGAUUUGGCUCACGAGCUGCUGUCUGACGAGCGGUUAAACCCUUUGCUGAUGAGCAGUGCACUGCUGUGCUUUGCCGAGUUGUGCCACAGCCUGCCGACGCCCACCAUUGCUCAUUUUGGCCGUCUCAUGCCACCCUUCCUCAACAUCCUGCAGGAACAGAGCAAGGAAGGGUCAGAUGUCGUUACAAUGGCACUCAUCACAGCCCUGCAUCGCCUGGUCGAAAGCCUGGCACCAUUCCUGAGUGCUUACUUGACCACAAUCCUGGUUCAGGUGUGCCUGAUGCACGUGUCAUGCACGAAGGAGACUGGCAGUGGAAUCCUUGGCCAGCGGCUGGAGUCCAUAUCGACGCACAUUGCUCACCACGUGCCAGCUCGUGUCCUCAUCCCAGCGAUCGAAGAAAGCUUCCACAAGCUCAGCCAUUCGGCAGCUGCCCUAGCCCCCCUGAUGUCUGUGCUAGGCGAGUUCAUUACCUCCAUGGAGAAGGCUGACCUAAAAGGACAUCUGCCCCAACUUCAAGAGCUGGUCCUCCAGCUGCUGUCCUUCCGUCGGGACAACCCGCAGAUGGAAGAUUCAGAAGUUGACACCGUCGAGACCGGCAUAGUUGGUGUUGUGACGUCUCUGUCCUUCAAGCUUUCAGAGGUCACAUUCCGCCCAUUCUUUUACAAGAUAUACAACUGGGCUGCUGUGGAGGAACCAGAUAAGAACAAGGUCCUCACAUUUUACCACCUCACUGAAAGGUUAUCAGAAAUGCUCAAGAGCCUGUUUGUGCUGUUUGCUGGCGUCUUUGUGGAGCAUGGGGCUGACUUGUUGGUGGCGACGAACUCUGCCAAGACAGAGGAAGACUAUUUUGAUAAUGAGGCCAAAAGCUGUCGCCUGCUGAACCAUGUUCUGGCAACUCUGACGGCGUGCUUUCAUCAUGGAGGCAAGCAGUUUCUGACCCGCGAGAGGGCUGCAUUCUUGCUUAAGCCAUUGGUGAACCAGGUGGAGAAUGAGCUGGGUGGCGAGGAGGUGACGCAGAAGCGAGUGGAGCGACACCUGGUGCCUUGCUUGGCCAGCUUUGCUGCCGGCUGCGAGGACGCCACCCGGAAGGAGUGGCACCAGAAGCUGCUCUACCAGAUGCGCAACUCUUCGGCACAGGUACGCUACACAACGCUGCUGGCAUUCCGCGAGGCGGUGCGGAAGCUGGGUGAUGACUACCUGUCCUUCUUACCUGAGGCUGUUCCAUUCCUGGCUGAGCUUAUGGAAGAUGAGAGCACAGAAGUGGAAAGCCUGUGCCAAGACGUCAUCCUUGAAGUGGAGCAGAUCCUCGGUGAACCACUAAUGAAAUAUUUUUAAUAUGCAAUAAAGUUAACUCUGAACAUGA
Dermacentor andersoni is the source of this 6834-nucleotide messenger RNA. RefSeq names its product HEAT repeat containing 1 homolog l(2)k09022. NCBI's taxonomy places the organism in Eukaryota, Metazoa, Arthropoda, Arachnida, Ixodida, Ixodidae. The record is from RefSeq and is a predicted model, not a curated record. Gene Ontology annotation, cellular component: small-subunit processome; t-UTP complex; 90S preribosome. Gene Ontology annotation, molecular function: snoRNA binding. Gene Ontology annotation, biological process: maturation of SSU-rRNA from tricistronic rRNA transcript (SSU-rRNA, 5.8S rRNA, LSU-rRNA); positive regulation of transcription by RNA polymerase I.